Messenger RNA from Brassica oleracea var. oleracea, 1774 nucleotides. Its product is annotated as AT-hook motif nuclear-localized protein 3. The transcript is spliced from 5 exons. Gene Ontology annotation, molecular function: minor groove of adenine-thymine-rich DNA binding. NCBI's taxonomy places the organism in Eukaryota, Viridiplantae, Streptophyta, Magnoliopsida, Brassicales, Brassicaceae. The record is from RefSeq and is a predicted model, not a curated record. The coding region runs from base 348 to 1547 and encodes 399 amino acids.
CAUAAGAAAUUUCUCCCCAAACUUAAACCACCCCUCUAGAAAUAAAAAUCAGAUCUUACUUUUUUGAUUAUACUUAUCGAUGUUUUAGAUCAAUUUUUCUGAAAUUAAGAUUGAUUCCUCCCAUGGAAGCUUCUCUUUCAUAGCUUCUACUGAUCUCUUCCCAAAAAGACUUCACCUUUCGUUUUCACUCUUAUCUCUAAAUCUUAAAACUUUAUCGAGCUUGUACAAAAAAAAACAAGCUUGAAUCUUUCGUGAUCACCAAGAUUCAGAGGGGAUCUGAGGGAUUCUUUUGUUCUGUCUGGGCCAUACCCUUUUGUCGGAAUCUCUCCCAAAUCUUAUAUGUCCGAAUGGAGGAGAGAGAAGGAACCAACAACGUCACCAGCUUCGGUCUGAACCAACAACAACAACAACAUGAAGCUGCUGCUUCUUCUGCUGCUUACCCGAUGGACCCACCACGACCCGAUAACCCGAACCCGUUUUCCGCCCCACCCAUCACUUCUUCUUCCUCCGCCGCCGCGGCUGUGGAGAAUGCGGCUCCUCAGUUCAGCUUAACAAUGCCGGCGGCGGAGACUGGCUCCUCCGAGCAGAAAAAGAAGAGGGGAAGGCCGAGAAAGUAUAACCCCGACGGGACUCUCGCAGUGACUCUGUCUCCGAUGCCAAUCUCCUCCUCUGUUCCUUUGUCGUCGGAGUUUCCUCCUAGAAAGCGAGGAAGAGGACGUGGCAGGACUAGUCGAUGGCUCAAGAAGUCCCAGAUGUUCCAGUUCGACAGAAGUCCUGUUGUUACCAAUUUUGCAGGUGCAGGAGUUGCUACCGCUGCAGAUUUUGCCGGAGCGAACUUUACACCUUAUGUGCUCACAGUAAACGCUGGAGAGGAUGUGACGAUGAAGAUAAUGACAUUCUCUCAACAAGGUUCUCGUGCUAUAUGCAUCCUCUCAGCUAACGGUCCCAUCUCCAAUGUUACGCUGCGUCAAUCUACUACAUCCGGUGGUACUCUAACUUAUGAGGGUCGUUUUGAGAUUCUCUCUUUAACGGGUUCGUUUAUGCAAAACGACUCCGGAGGAACUCGAAGUAGAGCUGGUGGUAUGAGUGUUUGUCUCGCAGGACCAGACGGUCGUGUCUUUGGUGGAGGACUCGCUGGUCUCUUUCUUGCUGCUGGUCCUGUCCAGGUGAUGGUUGGGACAUUUAUAGCGGGUCAGGAGCAGUCACAGCUGCAGCUAGCAAAAGAAAGACGGCAAAGAUUCGGCUCUCAACCAUCUUCCAUCUCCUUUAACAUCACAGCAGAAGAAAGGAAGGCGAGAUUCGAGAGGCUCAACAACUCCGUUGCCAUAGCUGCACCAACUCCUUCGUAUCAGCAUGAGAACACAGGGAACGCGGUUCACAGUUACUACACAAACUCGGUUAACCACGUCAAGGAGCCUUUCUCUUCCAUGCCAGGAGAUGGAGGACAUGAGGAGGGAGAGGAUGGAGAAGAUGACAUAGAGUUAGAAGGUGAUGAGGACGGAGAGUUUGGAGGUGAUAGCCAAUCUGACAACGAGAUUCCGAGCUGAUGAUGAUGAAUCUUUGCUGUUUCUUUUUGAGAGAUUUGUUAGGGGUGAUGGAUGGAUGGGUUUUCAAGUUGAUGUUGAUUUUUUUUUUUUUUUUUGUUAACAGAGAAUGUUUAGAAGCUGCUAUCAUUAGGCUCUCUCUAUCCUCCUCUUGUGCUUGUUGUAGUAUCCAUGUUAGAAAACAAACUUAUGAUUUCAUAAACGCUCUCCUUCAAAACAGUUCUUACUUU